This is a messenger RNA of Lactuca virosa, 552 nucleotides long. The record is from the annotation of a GenBank genome assembly. NCBI's taxonomy places the organism in Eukaryota, Viridiplantae, Streptophyta, Magnoliopsida, Asterales, Asteraceae.
AUGGCAGCUUCAAAGUUAGUAUUUGUGUUGGUAGUUAUGGUGGUUGCAUCUUUCCAGUUCCAAUCCACGGUGGCGCAGACAAGGCACGUCGUCGCAGACGCCUUUGGUUGGAACAUUCCAUCUGCUGCCGACACCUACACCACCUGGGCUUCUGGCCAGACCUUCACCGUCGGCGAUUCUUUGUUUUUCAACUUCACCACAAGAUUCCAUGACGUUACAGAAGUUUCACAGGCGGCGUACGGCCCAUGCACCAUCGCUAGCCCCAUUAACUCCGUCACCACCGGCCCUGCUACGGUCAACUUGAGGACUCCCGGCAACCACUACUAUAUCUGUAGUGUCGGAGCUCAUUGCCGGAGUGGUCAGAAACUUACCAUCAACGUUGCUGCAGCUGGCACUGCCGGUACUCCUCCUCCGUCUACCUCCAGUCCAGCUCCCGCUGGUAGCAUGAUGCCGCCGCCAUCACCACCACCGCCAGCUGGUAACGCAUCCCCAUCUUUCACCGCCGUUGUACCCGCCACUUUCUUGGCCGCUGCUUUAGCUUUCUUUUACUAG